AUGAAGAGCCCUAAGACAAUAAAAGAGGUACAACAAUUGGCAGGAAGGGUAGCAGCACUAUCUCGGUUCUUACCAUCAGCGUCAAGCCAAUCAUAUCACUUCUUCCAAACGAUAACAAAGAAUAAAAAGUUUCAAUGGACAGAGGAAUGCAAGAAGGCAUUCGUCGAGCUCAAAGCCAUUUUGUCAUCACCACCAGUGCUGCGAAGACCAGAAGUUGCCAACGGAACAAAGAUAUCCGAAGAUAGAACAGCUAGCUUUAACACUUGUAAUAACGGCAAGAAGGCUCAGACACUAUUUCAAAGCCACACAAUAAUAGUACGGACAAACCAACCAUUACGACAAAUACUAACAAAGCCAGAACUAGCUGGACGACUGACUAAAUGGUCUAUAGAACUCUCAGAAUUUGAUAUCCAAUUUCAACCAAGGUCGGCAUUAAAAGCACAAAUCCUUGCCGAUUUCAUAUCGGAACUAACCUCGGAUGAACACAACAAGUACUGGGAGCUACACGUCGACGGAGCAUCCAACCAAGGAGGAAGUGGAGCUGGUAUAAUUCUGAAAGAAGGAGACAACGUGGUGGCCGAGCAAUCACUACAGUUCCACUUCCCAGCAAGCAACAACCAGGCCGAGUAUGAGGCCCUCAUAGCCAGACUCAAGCUCGCCCUCAACCUCCAAGUACAAAGCCUGACAGCACACUGUGAUUCCCUCUUGGUGGUUCAACAAAUCCGAGGAGAAUAUCAGGUAAAAGAUCCCUUGCUAGAGCGAUAUUGGCUCGUAGCAAAGGAUCUCAUUUCAAAGUUCAGUACAUUUAUCAUUUUACAUGUUCAUAAAGAAAAGAAUGUUAGAGCCGACAUCCUAUCCAAACUUGCCACCACUAGGGCAGACACACAAACGUCGGCACUAUCACAGCUGACACUUAAAAAACCCAGCAUCGAAUUACUAUCCAUAACAAGCAUUAACCACCUCCAUGACUGGAGAACACUUUUUCUUGAGUACAUCAAUACAGGUACCGUGCCCAAAGACGAUCUUAACCCGCAGAAUUUCAGAAGAAAAGCAAGUCUCUAUACAAGCAUAGCGGGAGAACUUUACAAACGCGGCAUCUCUCAACCAUUGCUAAAAUGCCUAAACAUGGAUGAGGCAAGAGAGGUAAUAGAUGAAGUACAUGAGGGCAUAUGUGGAAACCACAUCGGAGGACGAGCCCUAGCCGCAAAAAUCGUCCGAACAGGAUACUUUUGGCCAACUAUGAAAAGAGAUUGCAUAACGAAAGUCAAGACAUGUGACAAAUGCCAAAAGCACGAAGCCGUCUCUACUAAGCCGGCCGAUGUAUUACACAGCAUGGAGGUAAGCUGGCCUUUUCACAGAUGGGGGCUCGAUAUCCUCGGCCCAUUUCCAAUAGCACCAGGUCAGGUAAAGUUUCUUUUAGUAUCAAUUGACUACUUCUCAAAAUGGAUAGAAGCACAACCAUUAGCAAAGAUAACAGCCGAAAAGCACCAUUUUAGCUCGGUCGAACACCCCCAAACGAAUGGGCAAGCCGAAGCUGCUAACCGAGUUAUAUUGCAGGCAAUAAAGAGAAAACUGGACAAUGCAAAGGGAGAAUGGGCCGAGCUAAUCCCAGAAAUAUUGUGGAGCUACAACACAACAAUACAAACAACCACAGGAGAAACACCCUUCAGACUAGUGUAUGGGUCAGAAGCACUAAUUCCAGUAGAGGUCGGAAUCCCCACAAUACGCAUCGAGCUCUAUGACGAACAACACAAUACUUGCACAAGAAACGCCGAGCUUGACCUCGUCGAAGAAGAUAGAGAGAUUGCGGCGAUCAAACAGAGAGCCAUGAAACAAUUGGCGGCAAGAAAACACAAUAGCAAAGUUGUCCCAAGAGCUUUCUCUAACGACGAUUUAGUCCUCAGACGAAAUGAAGAUGCCAGACGACCUCCUUUGCACGGAAAGCUCGCCGCGAACUGGGAAGGACCUUUUCGAAUAGUAAAAGUACUCGAAAUGGGGGCCUAUCAACUUCAAACAUUACAAGGCAACCCAGUGUCAGGAAACUGGAAUGUUUCAUCAUUAAAGAUGUAUAGAUCAUAA
Messenger RNA from Arachis stenosperma, 2079 nucleotides. RefSeq lists its product as uncharacterized. The transcript has 3 exons. Bases 1 to 2079 code for a protein of 692 amino acids. The record is from RefSeq and is a predicted model, not a curated record. Gene Ontology annotation, molecular function: RNA-DNA hybrid ribonuclease activity; nucleic acid binding. Gene Ontology annotation, biological process: DNA integration. Lineage: Eukaryota; Viridiplantae; Streptophyta; Magnoliopsida; Fabales; Fabaceae.